Messenger RNA from Pelecanus crispus (Dalmatian pelican), 720 nucleotides. NCBI's taxonomy places the organism in Eukaryota, Metazoa, Chordata, Aves, Pelecaniformes, Pelecanidae. The record is from RefSeq and is a predicted model, not a curated record.
GUUGGCUGUGAUCGCAGCAAAAACCUGGUGGAUAUUUGUGGAGAAAAAAAUUUCCAGGCUUUUGUCUGCGAUGCCCUGUCGGUGCCAAUCCGCAGUGGUUCUUGUGAUGCCUGCAUCUCUAUUGCCGUAAUUCACCAUUUCUCAACAGCGGAGAGGAGAUUGGCUACUAUCCGUGAACUAGCCCGGCUUCUAAGACCUGGUGGAAUGGCACUCAUUUAUGUCUGGGCAAUGGAACAAGAAUACAAAAAUCAGAAGUCUAAAUACCUUAAGGAAAAGAAUGGUAGUAAAGACAAGGAGGAGGAAAUCAAUACUGGCACAGCCCAGAGACCACUUAUUGAUCAAAUGCCUGAUAGCAGCAGCCAAGACUCAUCAUGUUCUGACCGACUCCUUACUGAUUCAAAGGAUGAAGGCUGUGACGCAAAGCCAGUCGCAGACUCCAGACUGCCUGUUCACACUAACCGAACCUCCUUCCACUCUCAAGAUUUGCUGGUUCCCUGGCACCUGAAAGGUGGCACUAAAAAGAAAGGGGAAAGUGUUGAUACAGUGUCGCUUCCAGCUGGCUCUAAGGAAUCACAAGAACUCAGACCCGUUUUCCAUCGUUAUUACCAUGUGUUCUGUGAAGGGGAACUGGAAGCAGCAUGCAGAUCCGUGGAUUGUGUGAGGGUUCAAAAGAGUUACUAUGAUCAGGGAAACUGGUGUGUGGUUCUAGAAAAGCUGUAG